CUCGCCAUGGUUUGCCGGCCACUGCAGUGUCUCUUCUGGGGCUGCUUGGUGACCGCAAUCCACCCAGAACCAUCCACUGUAUGCAAAGAAAACCAAUACUUACAAAACAACCUGUGUUGUAACCUGUGCCAGCCAGGACAGAAACUGGUGAAGGAUUGCACAGAGACUGCUCAGACAGAAUGCAUUUCUUGCAGUGAAGCCGAAUUCCAAGAUGCCUUUAACAAAGAAACACGCUGUCACCAGCACAGAUACUGUGACCCCAACCUAGGGCUGCAGAUUCGCACGCCGGGCACCUUGCAGACAGACACCACUUGCAAGUGUGAAGAAGGCCAGCACUGUGUCGGCCAUGAUUGCGACAACUGCUUCUCACAUAGUCCAUGCCUCCCAGGCUAUGGUGUCCAGCGGAUGGCUACAGAGGUUUCUGACACCGUCUGUGAGCCCUGCCCUGUCGGCUUCUUCUCCAACGUGUCCUCUGCUUUGGAAAAGUGUAACCCUUGGACAAGUUGUGAAGCCAAAGGCAUGGCGGAGCUACAGGCUGGGACUACCGAGGCAGAUGCUGUCUGUGGUCUCCAGAACCGGAUGAGAGUCCUGCUGGUGCUCCCCAUCAUCAUGGGCACCGUGCUGGUCGUCCUGCUGGUGUCUGCCUGUAUCAAAAAGGUGGCUAAGAAGCCAGAGGAGGAGGUGAUCCACUUCAAGACUAAAAGCUGUCCCGUGGAGAUAGAAGAUUCAUCUCCUGUUCAGGAGACCUUACAUGGGUGCCAGCCCGUCACGCAGGAGGAUGGCAAAGAAAGCCGCAUCUCGGUGCAGGAGAGACUGUAAGGUGGCAGGUGCCCUGCAGUGGGCAGGUGGGCACGUGGGCACGUGCCUGGAGAGCUUGGAGUUGCA
Messenger RNA from Condylura cristata (star-nosed mole), 885 nucleotides. It is a transcript of the gene CD40, whose product is annotated as CD40 molecule, TNF receptor superfamily member 5. NCBI's taxonomy places the organism in Eukaryota, Metazoa, Chordata, Mammalia, Eulipotyphla, Talpidae. The record is from RefSeq and is a predicted model, not a curated record. Gene Ontology annotation, molecular function: protein binding; antigen binding; signaling receptor activity. Gene Ontology annotation, biological process: positive regulation of blood vessel endothelial cell migration; CD40 signaling pathway; inflammatory response. The coding region runs from base 7 to 819 and encodes 270 amino acids. Gene Ontology annotation, cellular component: CD40 receptor complex; external side of plasma membrane. The transcript has 9 exons.